AUGACAGCAGCAGCAGCAGCUGGUGCUGCUGCUACUGUAGAAGCAGCACCAGCACCGCCAUCACCACUCUCACCAGCAUCAGCCGCAAUAGCAGAAAAUGUAACAGCAGCAGUGGAAGCAGUAGCAGCAAUAGCACCAAUAGCAGCAGCAGCACCGGCGGCAGCAGUAGCACCAGCAGCAGCAGCAGCAGCAGCAGCAGCAACAGCACUGCGGCGUCACUUGAGGAUUUGGUUGAGGCGGAAGAGUUCGCAGUGGAAACUUGAGAGGGAGGAGGUCCAGCAUAUCUUGCGGAUCUGCCCAAAGGCAGCGAAGGCUGCCGGAACCCUCGACCCGAUGUGCGCCAGGUGUACAGCCACUCCGAUGACGCGCAGCAAGGCUGCAGGAGCAGCAACAGCAGCAGCAACAGCAGCAGCAGCUCGGAAUGGACCCCAUGAAGCAGCAGCAGCGGCUGGACGGACACCGGCCGCAUCUUCCGAUUAG
Messenger RNA from Eimeria acervulina, 480 nucleotides. RefSeq lists its product as hypothetical. NCBI's taxonomy places the organism in Eukaryota, Apicomplexa, Conoidasida, Eucoccidiorida, Eimeriidae. The coding region runs from base 1 to 480 and encodes 159 amino acids. The transcript has 2 exons. The record is from RefSeq and is a predicted model, not a curated record.